AGAACAACCGUGCACAGACCACCCACCGAAACCACAUCAAACUUAGGAUCUAUCAAGAAGCAAAACCCUCCCCUCCUCCCCAAUACUAUAAGAUAUAAACACCCACAGCCUAAUCGCAAAAAUGAUGCAACAUCGUAUGCUCUCGAAAGAGGAGGAAGUCUCCGCAGCAGGAGAAGAGAAUGAAGUCCGUCGCGAAGACCAGGAGAAGAUCAACCGCUUCAGUCGGCUUCAUCAACGCGAGACGCUGCUGGAGGAGCAGUUAAAGGCUAAACAGAAAGAUAAAGAGGAUCUCGAGGAGGUCUCUACGGAGCUAGAACUGGCCGAUGAGGAUGAGCUGGUGCCGUACAAAAUUGGGGACUCGUUCUUCCAACUUCCCCUUGCCGAUGCGCAAUCUCUCCUCUCUUCAUCGACGGAGCAGAUCGACUCCGAGGUGUCGGGCCUGGAGGAGAAGUUAAGCGAUCUGCGCGACGAGUUGCAGCAAUUGAAGGUGGCGCUAUAUGCGCGGUUUGGACGGAGUAUUAACCUGGAAGUCUAAACCAUUAUCGUAAUAUUAAAAGGUCUUGAGGACCUGUGAAUCAUGCGGUAUGAGGUUGGAUUGUGAGGUUCUAUCAUUAAUUGCAUGGAGGUCAAAACAAAUUCAUGAUUUCACUGUAUAUGAAACAUGGUCUAUUGU
Molecule: messenger RNA, 673 nt
Organism: Aspergillus pseudotamarii
Lineage: Eukaryota; Fungi; Ascomycota; Eurotiomycetes; Eurotiales; Aspergillaceae
Product: tubulin-binding prefolding complex subunit GIM3
Exons: 4
Coding region: 122-535 (137 amino acids)
Biological process (GO): protein folding
Cellular component (GO): prefoldin complex; cytoplasm
Source: RefSeq, a predicted model, not a curated record